Zootoca vivipara (common lizard) is the source of this 3198-nucleotide messenger RNA. RefSeq names its product mucin 13, cell surface associated (gene MUC13). The record is from RefSeq and is a predicted model, not a curated record. NCBI's taxonomy places the organism in Eukaryota, Metazoa, Chordata, Lepidosauria, Squamata, Lacertidae.
UAACCUGAAGGGGAGAAAACAUUUCCUUGUAGGAUUAGCAGGGAGCAACUGCAACAAUGAAAGGCUGUGUUCUCCUCACCAUUGUAUGGUUUAUCUUCUGCACGGAGGCAGGAGCAGCAAAUACCACAGACACACCGAGUGUCUCCACGCCCGCAGAAACAUCGAGUGUCUCCACGCCCGCAGAAACAUCGAGUGUCUCCACGCCCGCAGAAACAUCGAGUGUCUCCACGCCCGCAGAAACAUCGAGUGUCUCCACGCCCGCAGAAACAUCGAGUGUCUCCACGCCCGCAGAAACAUCGAGUGUCUCCACGCCUGCAGAAACAUCAAGUGUCUCCACGCCUGCAGAAACAUCGAGUGUCUCCAUGCCCACAGACACAUCGAGUGUCUCCAUGCCCACAGAAUCAUCGAGUGUCUCCAUGCUCACAAACUCAGCGGAUGCUCCAACUUCCACAAAUGCAACAACUGCAGGAAUACUAACUACAUCAGGACCCCUUACUUGUGCUGACCAACCAUGUGAACAUGCUGCUACAUGUAUUGAUCUGUUCCGAAGCUUUUCAUGCCAAUGUCCUUAUGGAUUUUACUAUAUGCACACAUCAGGUUGCCAGCAAGGCAAAGUAUUUCCAGGAGAAUUCACUCUGAUUCAACCAUAUAAUCAAGAUAUGGAAAAUAUUCAUUCUGAAGUUUAUGCAGCUUUGUACCACAAUGUCACCAACAUUUUCAGUGACAUAUUCAAAGAUGAGAAAAGUUACCAGGAAACAAUCAUUAUAAGCAUAAAACAAUCUACACAAGCAUCGAAAAGGCUGAGUAAGGCUGAAGCCGCAAACAACAUCGACAUUACAUUAAUCAAUUUGUUUGAUAUAAACACAAAUGUAACACCUCAAGUAUGGAUGGAGAAGGUUAAUAGUUCAAAUGACAUCAAGUUCGAUCGGAAUCUAUCACAGUGUGCUGUUUAUGGCUGUGAUGUAAAAACUACGAUAUGCAAGGACACAAGCAGUGAUUCUCAUCCUACCUGUGAAUGUCAUUCACAUCUUGCCAAGAAGAACACCGAGGACAAAGCUUGUUUACUUUGUAAGUCCACUGAGUGCUCUCCGGAAAAGAAUCAACGCUGUAUUAUGACAGCGGAAAACGUUCCAGAGUGUCGGUGUCAGUCUGGUUUCCAAAAAGAGGGUGACAAAUGUCAGGAGUGUAAUUUUGGCUACUCUGGAGAAGACUGUAAAGAAGUUUACCUGGCAGCCCUCGUAGGAGUAUCUGUUACGUGUGGAGUUGUUAUUAUAGUCUUAAUUGGAGUGCUCAUCUACAAAGUAAUCAGAAGAAAUAAAGAGCCUUCACUUGAAAGAAGGAGCUUGCUACAAAAUGAUUAUUCAACCACAAGAGAAACUCCUGGAAAUGGCUCUUACAGCAACCCUGCUGUAAAGCAGAGGAUGUUCCCCAGAGUCCAAGCUGGAAAUCCUGCAGGGGAAACCAGAACAACCACAGCUAACCAAGGAGGCAAUUUCCGUGAAGCAGGCGCAGCAAACAAGGCUUAUGUUCCUGAGCGGGACUAUGAUGACGACAAUAAUCCCUGGCUUGAAAUGUCAUCAAGAGACAGAUUCUGAGUCUAACCAUAAGAGACUGCAGAUGUUUGUGAAUGUGAACACUACUGAGAAGCCAACACAUUUUCCUUCUGAACCACUUUGUGACACUACUGUUUGGUAAUUAGAGUGCUCACAAUACAGGAGAAGAAUCCUACUAAUCACUUCUGAAGGAUCGACAUGCCACCUAAACGGCACUAGCUCUAGUCUCAGUCCAGAGAAAGGCUGAGUCUUUUCUUCUUGUCUUUUUUUAAAGGAUUUUUUUUUAAGUAUUGUUUUCAACAAAUAUUACCUUAGAAACUAGGCGAGCAGUCCAGGCAACACGCGUUGGUGACGUGACCUCUGUAAUGUACUAUUAAUCCCUUUAACUUGGUAUAUAUCUCCAGCAGCAUGCCAAAGCACAUUUUAAAAAUUAUUUUGUAAAUAAAUAUAAUUGCAAUGCCCUGUGUUGUCAUUGCUACCUCUCUGGGGUAAACAUGCUACAUAGUGGUUUUUUAUUGGUCAGUGCUAACCUCCUCCAAAGUAGGGAAGGUGUUCAAGACCAAACCAAGCCUAUGUGUGUGUGGGUGUACAACUGUCUCCAAUAAAGAUCCCAAGAGUAGUAUUCCCAGUUCCCCAAAAUUAGCUGUUAACUCUAGAAUCUACACAGCACAAUGUGUGUACUUGUACCUGCCUUGAUCAGUUGCUGAUGGUUUGUAGGCAGAUAUCACUGGCCCCUAGAAGCCUGGCUCCAACAGGGCCUGAAUGACUAGUUCUGGGCCUGCCAUAGAAAGCAUUUUACAAAUGCUCAUGUCCUUGUAGAUUACUGGAUGACUCUUAAUUCUGACGCACAGAUGUAAUCAAGUGUCAGCCAUGCUUUCCCUAAUAAACUGUUUAAAGUUUUUUACUUGCUAUAAGCGUUUAAAUAAAAGCAUGUAAUAUGUGACCACAGUUACUUUAUGUCAAGGUGUUCUUAUCCAAAAAAUGUCGAAAUUGCUUUGCAAAAAUUAUGAACAGCACAUUGUCCACAAGAUGGUGCUGUAUCAUUAACUACAACUCUAGUUCACAAACUUGAGUUCUGGUGUUCCUGAAACUUUUGGUGCAAGGAGACCAUUUUCUCAUGGAAUAAACAUAGCUUCUUAUGCUGCACUGCCACAAAAAACAGACCCUCCAAGUGUCCCUAUUUUCCAGGGACAGUCCAGGAUUUACAGAUGCCAUCCUGGUUUCUGAUUUGAUCCCGGAAUUUCCCGCAUUUCCUUAGUUCGGCCCUAUUUUCAUUGGAGAAAUGUUGACAGAUAUGGAAUAGGAUGUACCUGUUUUCAUCAGAGAAGUGUUGGAGGGUAUGGCUAUGAGAGUCUUACUUUUGCUACCCACAUAUCCAAAUCACCACACCUGAAAUCAUGCCCAUAAUGAGUUCACUUUUACUAUGGCUGCUGAGUUGUCUUCCUCUGCCCUGUUUUGAAAGUGAACUUUUUGAUCCUGUAUUUGCAUUGCAUUGAUAGUAUUUCCUAUAUCUUAUUUAUUUAUAAGUAUGAAUUAUUAUUGUUCUUCUUUUUACCUUGCAAGCUACUUGGAGACCUUCUUGUAGUGUGCCCAACCAAUAAAUAAAUAAAUAAAUAAAUAUUUAAAUGCUGGCUUUGUUGUCCUU